Molecule: messenger RNA, 1809 nt
Organism: Ambispora gerdemannii
Lineage: Eukaryota; Fungi; Glomeromycota; Glomeromycetes; Archaeosporales; Ambisporaceae
Source: the annotation of a GenBank genome assembly
AUGAUUAUUGUAGUCAAAGCCCCCUUUUUCAACAGAGAGGCGACUAUCGAGGUAAUUCCAAGACAGGACAUUGCAGAGAUACGAAGCCUUAUCUCACAAGAAUUGGGGCCCAUAGAAUUUCCAGAGGACCGUCUUCGUCUUUUUUACGGUGGAAAACAACUAGAAGACCGAAACACGGUACAUGAAUACGACAUAAAAAACAAACAUACCAUUCAAGUGACCUUAAAAGCACUUCCUAUUCAAGAGGCGUUGUCGUUUAUAAGGAUUGAUGAACCUGCCGCAAUUACCACUUCUCAAGAACCCGUUGUCACGAGUUCUUCCACAAGUUUCGUCUCUGAAAUCGACACAAAUACUAGUGAAAAUAUUACAGCAAUUGGGGAAGAAGACUAUUAUUGUGAUGACUGUAGCAACAACAAUAGAAAAAAGUGUAAGGAAUGUGGAUGUCAUCGAUGUGGUAAAAAGAAUGAUGAGGAACGUACAAUUGUUUGUGAUGAGUGUCAGUACAUUUAUCAUUGGUAUUGCUUGGAUCCCGUAAUCACAGAACUUCCAGCAGAUAACUGGUUCUGCGAAUUUUGCGUUCACGAUGACGAAGAAGUCUUAACCGCGGGGAAAAAACUAGACCUAAGCAAAUUAAAAAAAUCAAAAAUGCCUUCUGCAACACAAGAAAAGACUUGGGGACGUGGUAUGGCAUGCGUCGGUCGUGAGAAAGAAUGUACUAUAGUCGGUCCAAAAUUUAGGGGAAAAAUUCCUGGUGUACCAGUUGGUUCUUCAUGGCUUUACCGCAUAAAUUGUUCCGAAUCUGGUAUCCAUCGACCUCCCGUUUCCGGGAUAGCUGGUGGUGCUGCUACCGGUGCUGUAUCUAUUGCCCUUUCUGGUGGUUACCCUGAGGACGAAGACAACGGAGAUACAUUCACUUAUACAGGCGCCGGUGGAAGGGAUUUGAAAACGGGAAAUAAAAGAGUGGCAGAACAAACCUCGGAUCAGAAACUCGAUAAAACUAAUUUGGCGCUUGCGCGGACUUGUGAUGCACCUAUCAGCGAAAAAGGCGCAACGGCUAAAGAUUGGCGAAAAAGUUUGCAAAUUCGAGUUGUACGAGGUGAAAAAUUAAAGAAACAUAAUUCCAAGUAUGCUCCUGAACAAGGGUACCGAUAUGAUGGUAUUUAUAAAUUAGUUAAAUAUUGGAAAGAGAAAGGGCGUUCUGGUUUCUAUGUUUGGCGAUAUCUAAUGAGACGAGAUGAUGACGAGCCUGCACCAUGGACUAAGGAGGGCAAAGCCUUAAUUGAAAAAUUGAGUCUAGAAAUAUACGUUCCCGAGGAAAUCCAGAAGAAAAAAACGAAACGCCAGCGUGAAGAUGACAACGAUCAAGACGAAUCAAAAUCUUCAACAUCGUCGUCGUCGUCGUUCCCACCAAAGCCCAAGAAACUCAAAAAGCGAUACACUCCUUCUAAGGAUCUCAAAACACUAAUCAAAAAGGACAAAAAAAAUACUCGAGUCUGGAAAAUUGUUUUGGAAGCUGAAACUUAUACCGAGUCGGAAUUCAUUGAAGCAAUUCAGCGAGAAUUCUGCUGUGCUAUUUGUCAAGAUCUGGCUCAACAACCUGUUACUACUAAAUGCAAGCAUAACUUUUGUAAAAUAUGUCUAGUACGCGCAAUGAAAUAUAAUAAUCAUACAUGCCCUACUUGCAGACAAGAUAUGCCGGAAAGGGAAGUAGUAAAUAAAGAUCUUGUGAACGCAAUUAAGGUCGUAAUUCCUCAGUAUGAUGAGUCUUCUGAAUUCGAAGAGCCGAAAAAAUCUAACAAGGCUGCCAAG